GAAGACGCCGACGCCUCGCCAGAACCUCAAACACAACGCCGACGAACGCAGCACGAAGACGAUGAGGACGACUUCGCUCAGACUCAAGGUGGAGAAAAUGUGGACGACAUGGCCAAGAAGCUUGUGCGAUUAGCAUUGGCCUGCGAGUAUCAACGGAGGCCGAUACGGAGAGCUGAAAUAGGUGACAAAGUGCUGGGCACACAUGGUAGAAAGUUCAAAGAGGUGUGGAGUCAAGCUCAGAAAAAUCUCAAUGAUGUGUUUGGCAUGGAAAUGGUGGAGCUGCCGGUGAAGGAGAAAGUCACCCUCCAGCAACGAAGAGCCGCCAACAAAAGCCAGUCCGGAGCAUCGAAACCCACGCCCUCCUGGAUCGUAACAUCAAUCCUACCGCCGAAAUUUCGCAACCCAGACAUAAUCAACCCGCCGUCAGCUCCGACGCCUGAUCACGACGCAACAUACACAGCGAUAUACACCCUCCUCAUUUCUUUGAUCAGUCUUUCCGGAGGUAACCUCCCAGAUGCCAAGAUGGAGAGGUUUCUCACGAAGAUGGGAAUGCGGGACAACACGCCGGUGCAAGAUUACGAGAAGACCGAAAAGCUCCAGAAGCGACUGGAGAAGGAUGGCUAUAUCGUGAAGAUUAAAGAGAGCACGGGAACGGGCGAGGAUGAUGUUUACUGGCUUGUCGGGCCGAGAGGAAAGAUUGAGGUCGGAGAUGAAGGCGUGCGAGGCUUGGCUGAAGCGGUCUAUGGGAAUCUUGGAGAAGUCGAGGCCGAGGAGCUUCACAGAAAGAUUGAAAGAUCUCUCGGGAUUGGUGAACGCCCACCGGAGAAGACGCAAGCUCCACAGAAUGGCGAAAAGUCGAAGCGUGGCAGGAAGAAGAAGUCUGUGCAGGAGCCGGAGCAAGAGGAAGAAGAAGAGGAUGAUGAGGAAGACAGUAGUGAUGACGAGGAUGAGUGA
Zymoseptoria tritici IPO323 is the source of this 954-nucleotide messenger RNA. RefSeq lists its product as uncharacterized. The annotation marks the transcript as partial. Gene Ontology annotation, cellular component: nucleus. The transcript is spliced from 2 exons. NCBI's taxonomy places the organism in Eukaryota, Fungi, Ascomycota, Dothideomycetes, Mycosphaerellales, Mycosphaerellaceae. Gene Ontology annotation, biological process: DNA repair. The record is from RefSeq and is a predicted model, not a curated record.